AUUUUAUCCAAUCGCAGCCACAGGUGGGUGUGUUCGGGGAAUGUGGGCGGGGUCUGAUAAAGGUGCCGUGUUUUUCGGGAGAAGGAGAACGUGUUUUGUGAAAGUUCUCUACAGGUUUUGUGAGCAGAAGCGAAGAUCAGCGCGUGACAGAUUUUAUUAACACACCGGGUCUCGCGACAAGCACAGCCGUCUUAUUACAGCACGGGCUUUAUGCGCGCGAGCACACACACACACACACACACACACACGGGCGGGGUGGAAGCGAAAGAGCGUAAACGUGUGAAGAAGUGUGUGCAUGAGUGUGUGUUUAUGUGAAGUUUGUGUGUGUGAGUGUGUGUUUAUGUGAAGUGUGUGUGUGUGAGUGUGUGUAGAGAUGAAAGUAGAGUUUGCUCCGUUAAAUAUCCCGUUGAGGAGACGCUUCCAGACCGCCGCGGUGCUGCAGUGGAUCUUCUCCUUCCUCGGACUCGCUCAGUGCUGUCUGGCAGCCUUCGUCCUGCUCUGUGUCAGUGAUUGGUGGAUUUUGGCUGCACUGUAUGCUGGUUGGCUAUAUUUAGACAGGGACACACCCACAAAUGGAGGUCGAAGGUCACACUGGGUCAGGAGCUGGACAGUGUGGAAAUACUUCAGGGACUAUUUCCCCAUCUCGUUGGUGAAGACGGUGGAUUUGGACCCUACACGUAAUUAUCUGUUUGGAUUUCAUCCUCAUGGUGUUCUGGUGGCUGGAGCGUUUGGAAAUUUCUGCACAGAAGCAUCCCAGUUCUCCACACUGUUCCCGGGCCUCACCCCGUACCUGCUCAUGCUGCCCUUCUGGUUCCGAGUCCCUUUUUUUAGAGACUACAUCAUGUUUGGAGGGUUGGUGUCAAGUGAGAAGGCGAGUAUGAGUUAUCUGCUCAGUCAUCCAGGGGGCGGGGCUGCAGCAGUGGUUGCAGUGGGCGGAGCUCCAGAGUGUCUGGAGGCGCGGCCUGGAGCACUGACUCUACAACUCCUGCAAAGGAAAGGAUUCAUCAAACUUGCACUCAAACACGGAGCAGGGUUGGUUCCUGUGUUCUCCUUUGGGGAAAAUGAGCUGUUUGAUCAGAUGGAGAACCCUGUAGGCUCCGCCCUCCGCCGGGUUCAGGACAGAAUGCAGAGGAUUAUGGGUGUGGCUUUACCUCUGAUUCAUGCCAGAGGAGUGUUUCAGUACAGCUUUGGACUUUUACCCUAUAGAAAACCGAUACACACUGUGGUUGGAAGGCCAAUUCUUGUGGAGGUGACCUCUCCCACUAAAGAGGACAUUGAGUCUCUUCACCAGCGGUACAUGGAGGGUCUGAUUGAGAUUUUUGAGGAGAACAAGGAGAAGUUUGGCAUUGACAAUGACAAACAUCUCAAAUUUAUCUGAAACCUGUCUGUCUGUGACAUAUGGAUGUGUGUGUGUGUGUGUGUGUGUGUGUGUGUGUGUGUGUGUGUAGGACAAGACCCAGAGUUUCCACAGGAAAAUAGUGUUUUGUUGGAAAUGUGUGUAGAUUUUACAGAUUUGCAGAAUGAGACGUUUUGUUAACACUAUAAUGAUGUAACUGUAAGAAAAAUCUGGAUUUAAUAAAUGUCUUUCCUUCA
Molecule: messenger RNA, 1593 nt
Organism: Silurus meridionalis
Lineage: Eukaryota; Metazoa; Chordata; Actinopteri; Siluriformes; Siluridae
Gene: mogat3a
Product: monoacylglycerol O-acyltransferase 3a
Biological process (GO): triglyceride biosynthetic process
Cellular component (GO): endoplasmic reticulum membrane
Molecular function (GO): diacylglycerol O-acyltransferase activity
Source: RefSeq, a predicted model, not a curated record